This is a messenger RNA of Mucor velutinosus, 942 nucleotides long. RefSeq lists its product as uncharacterized. Gene Ontology annotation, molecular function: ribosome binding; translation initiation factor activity; RNA binding. The record is from RefSeq and is a predicted model, not a curated record. The transcript has 5 exons. Lineage: Eukaryota; Fungi; Mucoromycota; Mucoromycetes; Mucorales; Mucoraceae. The coding region runs from base 1 to 942 and encodes 313 amino acids. Gene Ontology annotation, biological process: translational initiation. Gene Ontology annotation, cellular component: eukaryotic translation initiation factor 2 complex; eukaryotic 48S preinitiation complex.
AUGGCUGACAACAAGUUUUUUUGUCGCAUGUACGAGAACGAGUUUCCCAAGGUUGACGAUGUUGUCAUGGUCAACGUUCGUCAAAUUGCCGAUAUGGGUGCUUAUGUUAAACUUCUCGAAUACGGAGACAGAGAGGGUAUGAUCUUGCUCUCUGAAUUAUCCAGAAGACGUAUCCGUUCAGUCCAAAAGUUGAUUCGUGUUGGCAGAGAUGAAGUUGUUGUUGUUCUCAGAGUUGAUGAAGAGAAGGGUUACAUUGAUUUAUCCAAGCGUCGUGUCACUCCCGAAGAUAUCAUCAAAUGUGAAGAGAAAUACAACAAGUCAAAGGCUGUUCAUUCCAUUUUGCGUCACGUUGCUGAGAAGAACGACAUGCCUCUUCAAGAUUUAUACGAGGCCAUUGGCUGGCCUUUGUACAAGAAGUUUGGCCAUGCUUAUGAUGCCUUUAAGAUGGCUAUUGUUGAUUCUGAAGCUGUCUUUGCCGGCAUCUCCAUGUCUGAUGACGUCCAAAAGGAAUUAUUGUCAAUUAUCAAGCGUAGAAUGACUCCUCAUCCCGUCAAGAUCCGUGCCCAACUUGAUUUAAGAUGUACUGGUAUCGAUGGUGUCAAUGCCAUCAAGGCUGCUUUAAAGGCAGGUGAAUCAGUUGGUUCAGAGGAAGUUCCCAUCAAGAUUACAUAUUUGGCUGCACCCUUCUACGUUGUCACUGUCGAUUCUUUGGAUAAGAAGCUCGGUUUUGAUAUUAUUGAGAAGAGUAUUGAGGCAAUAAAGACAGAAUUGGAUAAGCAUGCUUGGACCAAAUUCAAGGUUGAGAAGGAAGCUAAACUGGUAUCCGAUUCUGAUGAUAAAGAUUUCGCUGCCUUGUUGGCACAAGCAGAGAAGGAGAACGAGCUCGUUAGUGGUGAUGAAGACGAAGGUGAUGCUGUUGCUGCUAGUGAUGAUGAUAUGUAA